Molecule: messenger RNA, 953 nt
Organism: Dictyostelium purpureum
Lineage: Eukaryota; Evosea; Eumycetozoa; Dictyosteliales; Dictyosteliaceae
Exons: 4
Coding region: 6-842 (278 amino acids)
Biological process (GO): translational initiation; formation of translation preinitiation complex; formation of cytoplasmic translation initiation complex
Cellular component (GO): eukaryotic translation initiation factor 2 complex
Molecular function (GO): translation initiation factor binding; mRNA binding; translation initiation factor activity
Source: RefSeq, a predicted model, not a curated record
CUUCCAUGAAGAAGAAGAAGAAGAAGGAAGUUGUUGCUCAAACUGAUGAGGAAAAGAAGAAAUUAAGAUCAGCAACUUUAGCAAUGAUGCAACAACAAGAAGAAGAAGAACAAGAAGAAGAAAAAGAAAAGAAAGAAAAGAAAAAGAAGAAGAAAUCAUCAUCAGCUGCAAGUGAAGAAACUGAAAAAACUGAAGGUGGUGAAGAAGAAAGUUUAGAAAAUACAGAUUUCUUAGCUGAAAAGAAAAAGAAAAAGAAAUCAUCAAAAUCAUCAAGUGCAACUACUGAAUCAUCAGAAACUACCACUGAUGCCGUUGAAGAAAAAGAAGAAAAAGUUGUUGAAGGUACCAUUCCAUGGUUAGGUGUUGAUCGUGAUUACAAAUACUCUGAACUUACCUAUAGAAUCUAUCAUCUCCUCCAAACUAAUAAUCCAGAUUUAAUUUCAGACCAAAAACGUCAAAUGAAACCACCACAAGUUAUGCGUGAAGGUACUAAAAAGACAAUUUGGGCUAAUUUUGCCGAAAUCUGUGGCAUUCUUAACCGUAAACCAGAACAUGUUUUAACUUACGUCUUUGCAGAACUUGGUACCAAUGGUUCCAUCGAUGGUAACCAACGUCUUGUUAUUAGAGGUAGAUUCAAAACUUCACAAAUCGAAGUCGUUAUUCGUCAUUAUAUCUCUGAAUACGUCGCUUGUCGUAAUUGUAAAUCCCCAAACACCAUUUUGGAAAGAAACAAUCGUUUAUACUUUUUAUGCUGUAAUGCAUGUAACUCUAAGAGAUCUGUAGCUGUUAUUAAGAAGGGUUUAGAAUCAGUUGGUAAAAAAGCACCAAAAGAACAACAAUAAAUCUUUUAAUAUAUUUAUAAAUAAAAAAAAAAAAAAAAGUAAAAAAAAAAAAAAAAACUAAUUAAAUGAUAAUCUUUAAACCAAAAAAAUAUAAAAAAUAUAAAACCAAAC